AUGGCAACGAUACCUUCCAGGACAAUGGAGAUAUCAACCCGAUCUGACAAGUCAACACCAAUUUCCCUGCUCCAGAGGAUAAUCAAACCGUUCCGUCCUUACCUGAUAAAGCCUAAGAAGGAGUUCCCAGCUGGAUCACCAUACCUCGACGUCCACAAGACAGCAAAGAAACGAUGCAACAUAACCGAACGACAAGCUGAGGGCAUAUGGCUCUACGACAUGAAACCCAAAGUCCCAUCAUCGACAAAAGAAGGCAGCGUGACGAAGAGAAGGAGCAUAAUAUACUUCGCAGGCGGAGGUUGGCAGAUGCCACCAAGCCCCGAGCACUGGAAACUCUGCGCAGAGCUCUGCCAUCGGAUACCUAACACAGUUGUGACGAUUGUGUCCUACCCUCUGGCUCCAAACUCACCAGCAAAGGACUCAAUGCCCAUGCUAGAAAGAUUAUACCCUCACCUCUUCCCGAUCACCGAGGCGGAAAAGGAAACCACAGAAGUCAUUUUUGCUGGCGACUCUGCAGGAGGAAAUGUAGCCUUAGGGUUAGUGGUCAAGAUUCUGUCAUCUACACCCUCAGCACCAGUUCCUCGAAAGCUGGUCUUGGUCUCUCCAGCAGUGGAUUUGAGAAAACAGCCUGUGGCUUCGUCACCAUUUGAGAAGGAUUUGCUAGCGGCAGACAAGAAGGAUCCGCUCUUGGGCAUCAAGUUCACGAAUGGUACGGCCGAAAACUGGAGUCGUGGGGCUGAUGCUGAAGCGCCUUGGAUUUCACCUGUUCUGGCAGAUGUGAAUAUGUUCAGGGAGAGAGGAGUUGUGAUUUAUGGUGUUACUGCAGGUGCGGAUGUGUUAGCACCACCUGCGAGGUGUUUUGCGGAGCUUUGUAAGGAACAGGGCGUUGCGGGUCGAUGGCUGCAUUGGGAGGGUCUGAUGCAUUGUUUUGUUCUAGCAUGGUGCUAUGGAAUCAAGGAGGGCAAGGAAGGAUUGGACUGGAUGAUUAAAGUUAUGGAAGAAUAA
This is a messenger RNA of Aureobasidium musti, 1005 nucleotides long. Lineage: Eukaryota; Fungi; Ascomycota; Dothideomycetes; Dothideales; Saccotheciaceae. The record is from the annotation of a GenBank genome assembly.